Messenger RNA from Tarenaya hassleriana, 1026 nucleotides. RefSeq lists its product as uncharacterized. The coding region runs from base 1 to 1026 and encodes 341 amino acids. Lineage: Eukaryota; Viridiplantae; Streptophyta; Magnoliopsida; Brassicales; Cleomaceae. The record is from RefSeq and is a predicted model, not a curated record. The transcript has 2 exons.
AUGGACGUUUCAAAUGCAUUCUUGAAUGGGGAUUUGUCGGAGGACAUAUACAUGCUUCUGCUUCCUGGGAACCGUGAUCUCAAGGGGAACAAAUUCUUGAUAAUGUUGUUUGCAGAUGAUAUUCUACUUACAGGGAACAAUUUCGCUUUUCUUGAUGUUGCUAAACACCUCCAGAGUUCGAGUUUUCAGAUUAAGAAUCUCAGCAAUCUUCGAUACUUUCUAGGUUUGAAGAUUGCUAGAUCGAAGCAGGAUAUUCAUAUUUGUCAGCGUAAAUACAUGCUAGAAUUACUCGAGGAUUUCGGUUUUCUAGCUUGUAAUUCUGUCGCUUCGCCAAUGGAUCUCAAGGAUAAAUUGUCUUCUGAUUCUGGUGAUCUUUUGAUAGAUGUGACUCAUUACAGGAAGCUAAUAGGGAAGCUCAUUUAUUUGUCUGUAACUAGACCCGACAUCAGUUACGUUGUUCAGAAGUUAAACCAAUUUAUGUCCAAACCCCGUUCCGAUCAUCUUACACAUGCUCAUCGUGUUCUACGUUACCUGAAAGGGGUUUCGACGCAGGGUUUAUUUUAUCCUGCAGAUUCUUCUGUCCGUUUGAGUGGUUACAAGAAUGUCGAUUGGGCAGUUUGUCCAGAUUCAAGGAGGUCGGUUAUUGGUUUUUGCAUUUUCAUUGGAAAUUCUCUUAUAUCCUGUAAAUCGAAUAAGCAACAAGUUAUGUCCAGAAGCAACACCGAAUCUGAGUACAGGGCCAUGGCUCAAACCUCUUCUGAGUUAACUUGGAUCGCUGGUUUUCUUCGAGACUUACACAUCAGAUUUCCGAUGCCUAUUACACUCUAUUGUGACAAUCAAUCGGCAUUGCACAUUGAUAACAAUCUUGUUUUCCAUGAAAGGACGAAACACAUAGAGAUAAACUACCAUUUUGUGUGCGGCAAGCUGAUAUCCGGUUUUUUGAAGGUACUUCAUGUUGUUUCGAAGGACCAAGUUGCUGAUGUGUUCACCAAACCAUUGGUCGGAAAAGUUUCAGACGUUUGCUGA